Molecule: messenger RNA, 1788 nt
Organism: Phytophthora sojae
Lineage: Eukaryota; Oomycota; Peronosporomycetes; Peronosporales; Peronosporaceae
Exons: 2
Coding region: 1-1788 (595 amino acids)
Biological process (GO): intracellular protein transport; vesicle-mediated transport
Cellular component (GO): CORVET complex; vacuole
Source: RefSeq, a predicted model, not a curated record
AUGGAGCUGGAAGCCGCGCUGAAGUCGGAUGCGUUGACCGCUUUCUCCCGGUCCCUUGAGCUGGCCUUAGGCGCGGCCAGCUCGUCCCGAGGGAAGGUAGUCCUCGCCGUCGAUGCCUCGCAGCUGGCCAUCUUCGAGCUGCUCGCGUACGGCUCGGGGGGCAGCGAGUUUUACGAGAAGCUCGGGAUCUCGCGCCUGCUGAGUGUGCAGCUACAAACGGGCGACGUCGCGCAGCUGCAGCGCCAAUUGGACAUCUCCAAGGACCCGCAGGCCAACCAGGAACAGGGGAAGAAGACGCUGGACGUGGCUGUGGUCGCGCCGCCGCUGCCCACCGUCGCCAAGCGGCUGGCCGACGCCCUCCGGCCGCUGGAGCUCGCGCCGACCCGCCACUGUGCCGUGCUGUGGCUGCCCUCGGCCACCUCCGACGUGACGCUGGAGAUGGAGCGACAGGGUGUGGCGGGUUUCAUCCGCCAGGCCAACUUGGCGUUGGGCCUCAUCCCAGUGGACCGCGGCGUCGCGGCGCUGUGUCACGACAGUGUCUUCGGAGAACUCUAUGUGAAGGGGGACAGCAGGGCGCUGACGGACGUCGUCAAGAGUGUAUUGGCCGUGGAGAGACACACGGGUCGGAGGAUCUUGGACGUCACGUGCCAUGGGUUCUUCGCUCAGAGGGUCAAGAAGAUGCUGGAGCUGGCCCAUCGGCAGCAGCAGAAGAUCAAGAUGAGUCGAGCUGCAGGGACCAAGGAGCUGGAGGCCGAUGUGGCUGCGCCCAUGGACAAGUUGGUAGUGAUUGACCGCAUGGAAGACCCUUUGUCUAUGUUGCUGACGCCCAUGACGUAUGAAGGACUGCUGGAUGCGCUCGUGGGCGUGAACCAUGGCGUCGUCACGUACGAGAAAGAGGAGGAGGACGCGGAGGACGCUGCAAGCACUAGCAGCAGUAUCAAAGAGGAGUCGACAACGACCACGACGACGCAGAAAGUGGUGCUGAACCACCUCGACGCGCUGUUCGACGAGAUCCGCGACGUGAACUUCAACUUGGUCUCCAACCAGCUCGUGGAUGUCGCCAAAGACUUGGCCACAGAAGUGCGGGGCAAGCUCGGCCGGGACAGCCAGGCAGCGUUCCAGAAGGUGAAGGCUCUCUUGGCCAAGGCGCCGCAUUUGGUGAAGAAGAAGCGAUCGUUGGCCCACCACUUGCAGCUUGUGCAGCGUAUCCGAGAGCUGAGCACGCAGCUUGCACUGCGUGGAUGCGUCGAGACAGAAAUGACCAUCAUGAGUGCUGGCCCGAGUGCGUCAUCAGCAGCGGCCAAGGACGUGGACAGCUUUUUGGAAGAGGCUAUCUUGCGUGAGCCUCCGCUGAAUCUCUACGACGUGAUCAAGCUACUCUGUCUGUGCUCUCUCGUCCGCGGCGGACUUAAGCCAGACACGCUGGCCUGGUAUCGCCAGCAGCUUUGCCAUACUUACGGCCACCAAAUUCUGCCGCUGCUUGUGCAAUUGGAGAAGAUGGAUCUGCUCUCUGUCGAGAACCGCUUCGACUUCCCUAAAAUGCGCAAGCAGCUUCUGCUAAUGCGCGGUGCUCUGGAUGACGAGGACACCAGACAUCCUUCGGAUAUUCACUUUAUGUUCCCCUACACGGGUUACGCGCCAAUGAGUAUUCGCUUACUACAAGAAUCGCUCGGCAUGAAGUACAAGACGCUGGCGAAGGACCCGACAUCGUCACUGCUGAGUCUGGGGAGCGGAAGUGGGAACAACUCCAGCAGCCACCACACGUGGAACCCAGUUAGAGCUCAAUAG